AGUGCGCCGCUAUUUAACACUUGUUAUAUCCCACAUUCCAAUCUUAAUUUCUUCCUCCACUUUUAACUCUCCAUUCAUUCCAAAUUUCCGAUCUUCAUUUUCCAAACAUGCCACAAGAACAAGCAUCCCAAAAUGAAACUCAAAGUCAUGAUGAGAGCUAUGUCAUAGGCUAUGCUUUGGAACCAAAAAAAAUCCAGAACUUGAUACGACCCUCUCUAAUUGACCACGCAAAAAAACAAGGCAUCCAACUCAUUCCAAUCGACAUCAACAAGCCCUUGAUCCAACAACACCCUCAUCUUCGUUUCCAUUGCAUCAUUCAAAAGCUCCAACCCAAACAUUGGAACAACCUUAACUUUCACGAAUACCUGUCCAAACAUGGCGCCAACACCACCACCACCACCAUCAUCAUUGAUCCCCCACACCUCGUUCAAAAACUCCAAAACCGCGUUUCAAUGCUUGAUUCCGCGUCCCACUUGCCACUUUCGCUCCAAAACGCCACCGUUGGUGUUCCGCACCAAGUGGUCGUUGAUGAUGAGAAGAAAACUAAGAACUCAGUGGAGGAAAUGGUAAUGGGUUCGAAUUUGAGGUUCCCAGUUAUUGCAAAGCCAUUGUAUGCUGAUGGAACCAUGAAAUCUCACGAGCUUUGCUUGGUUUUCGACGCCCAAGGGCUCCGAGAAACGUUGAACAAGAACACCGCCGGCGGCGCCGCCACCCCGGUGGUGCUUCAAGAGUUUGUGAACCAUGGCGGCGUUGUGUUCAAGGUUUAUGUUGCUGGGGAACAUGUAAGGUGCGUUAAGAGAACGUCCUUGCCUGACAUACCAGAAGAUAAGGCCAAGGCCUUAAAGGGUACCCUCAAAUUCUCUCAGAUAUCAAACUUCACCAUUCAAGAUAACAAUGGGGAUGGUGCUAAUCAUUUGAGCAAUAUUGAGAGAGCUGAAAUGCCAGAAGAGAGUUUGAUAAAGGAGUUGGCAAGAGCUUUGAGGGAAAGAACAGGGCUUAACCUGUUCAAUAUUGAUGUGAUUAGAGAUGCCAAGUAUUGCACGAGGUACCUUGUAAUUGAUAUCAACUAUUUUCCUGGUUAUGCAAAGCUGCCAUGUUAUGAGUCCUUUAUCACUGAUUUCUUGUUGGAUUGUGUGCGUAAUAAGGCUGCGGUUGUGUCUGUGUGAGAAGAAUUAGGAAGUGAAUGAAGGAAUGAAUGUUGUUGUGGUCUUCUACUUUUGCUUUUACAGACCGUGUGGACCAUACCUUUAUGGUUAAACGCUGUAGCUUCUUUUGUGUUGUCUUGUGUUUCUAGCGUUGCUUAGUUUUGGAACUUUCUUUUGGCGUUUCAGAUUUUUUUGGUUUGCCUUUGUCAUAAUUGAUGUCUUUUUCAAGAAUAAUUGUUAAUUGACCCUUGUUUA
Arachis duranensis is the source of this 1400-nucleotide messenger RNA. RefSeq names its product inositol-tetrakisphosphate 1-kinase 1. NCBI's taxonomy places the organism in Eukaryota, Viridiplantae, Streptophyta, Magnoliopsida, Fabales, Fabaceae. Gene Ontology annotation, cellular component: cytoplasm. The transcript has 2 exons. The coding region runs from base 108 to 1166 and encodes 352 amino acids. Gene Ontology annotation, biological process: inositol trisphosphate metabolic process. Gene Ontology annotation, molecular function: ATP binding; inositol-3,4,5,6-tetrakisphosphate 1-kinase activity; inositol-1,3,4-trisphosphate 6-kinase activity. The record is from RefSeq and is a predicted model, not a curated record.